This is a messenger RNA of Acanthopagrus latus (yellowfin seabream), 3434 nucleotides long. RefSeq names its product polymerase (DNA directed) kappa (gene polk). The record is from RefSeq and is a predicted model, not a curated record. The transcript has 15 exons. Gene Ontology annotation, cellular component: nucleus. Gene Ontology annotation, molecular function: DNA-directed DNA polymerase activity; damaged DNA binding. Bases 158 to 2842 code for a protein of 894 amino acids. NCBI's taxonomy places the organism in Eukaryota, Metazoa, Chordata, Actinopteri, Spariformes, Sparidae. Gene Ontology annotation, biological process: error-prone translesion synthesis.
AAAUCCCGCCCCUUCCGGUGAUGACGCAGGUACGCGGAAGUGCCGCCAAAACCGGUCGUCGUCACUGUGUUCAAAACAUGUAGGGACUUGUACGUUAGACAGUUGAACGACUGCGAUAUACAGCGUGCUGGUUUCUUUACAGCAUCCAUUCUUAAGGAUGGAGAAUGGGGUCACAUCCACUAAAGCGGAGGGCUUCCUCUCCAGGAUGGCACUCAAUGACAACAAAGCUGGUAUGGAGGGUCUUGACAGGGACAAGAUCAACAAGAUCAUCAUGGAGUCAUCCAAGGGAUCCAGGUUUUAUGAGAAUGAGCUGAAGAAAGAGGAGCAGGUGAACCAGCGCAUUGAGAAAAUGAUGCUACAAAAGUCACAGAUCACAGAACAACAUCUGAAGAAAGCUCAGGCUCAGGUGGACAGGAUGGCCGCAGAGCUGGAGAGGAGUCGUGAUGUAAGUCGUGUGAUCGUGCAUGUGGACAUGGACGCUUUCUACGCUGCUGUGGAGAUGAGAGACUGUCCUGAGCUGAAAGACAAACCAAUGGCUGUAGGAUCCAUGAGCAUGCUGUCAACAUCUAACUACCAUGCCAGGAAGUAUGGAGUGCGAGCCGCCAUGCCUGGGUUCAUUGCAAAGAAACUCUGCCCUGACUUAGUUAUUGUUCCUACCAAUUUUGAUAAAUACAGAGCUGUAAGCAAAGAGAUCCGGGAGAUUUUUGCAGAGUAUGAUCCUCACUUCCAGCCACUGAGCCUGGAUGAAGCCUAUCUGGAUUUCACAGACCACCUGGAUCAGAGGCAGAGCUGGCCAGAUACCUUACGUACACAUCGCCUCCGAGCCAGCAGCACUGCUACAGGUGAAGAGCAGGUUGAGCUUCCCAAGGAGACAGUGCCAGAGAUGAAAGACCUCUCUCCGGUCCUGUUUGAGGACAGCCCGAUCUCCUCUCCAUGCUUGCCGGGCUCUGAGGAUUUCGGUGCUGCUGGUGGUGGGUUGGAGGUGUUUGGGAAGUCUGCUGAGGAGGCUGUGAGAGAGAUGCGUUUCCGCAUUGAGCAGAAGACCAUGCUGACUGCCAGUGCAGGAAUUGCUCCAAACAUGAUGCUUGCCAAGGUGUGCAGUGACAAGAACAAGCCCAAUGGCCAGUACAGACUCCCCCCCACUAAAGAGGCAGUCAUGGACUUCGUCCAGAAUCUCCCAGUUCGCAAAAUUUCUGGCAUCGGGAAGGUGAGUGAGAAGAUGCUGAACGCUCUGGGCAUCAGCAGCUGCUCUCAUCUGAGCCAGCAGAUGGCGUUGCUGUCGUUGUUGUUCUCCGAGACAGCCUGGCAUCAUUUCAUGCAGGUUUCUCUGGGUCUGGGCUCUACACAUAUUCCAAGACAUGAAGAAAGAAAAAGCAUGAGCACUGAAAGGACAUUUAGAGAAAUGAGUAAAACGGAGGAGCAGUUGUCUUUAUGCAGGGAGCUCUGUGAAGACUUGGCAGAAGACCUGAAGAAAGAAGGUCUAAAGGGUAAAACCGUGACACUGAAGCUUAAGAAUGUGAAGUUUGAGGUGAAAACCAGGGCGUUGACGCUGCCGUAUGCUGUUGCUACAGUGGACGAGAUCUUCGCUGUUGCUAAGGACCUCCUGAAAACAGAACGAGACAAUGAAAGCCCCCUGCCACUCAGACUGAGGCUCAUGGGUGUUAGAAUCUCAGCCUUUGUGAGUUCGGAUGAUAAAAAGCCCCUGCAGAAGAGCAUCGUUGGCUUUCUUCAGCCAGACAAGACGGACUUGAGCCGCGCUUCACAAGGAAUGCAUCAAAAGCUGGAGAAAGAGCAUCUCUCCAAUCAUUCCCUGCAGACCUUGACCCUUGCUUCUCUUCCCCUGGCGCAGACAUGUCAAAGAGAGGAGGUUACCAGCUGGAGAAAGCAGAGGGGCUUGGAGGGGAGCAAGACUGGUGGAGAACCCCAACAGUCUUUCUUCCAAAGGGCCCAUGCCAAAAGAAUGCAACUCCAGGUAGCGAAUGCGAGCACGCAAGAGGAAAAACAUGGGGAGAACACCUCUGUGGUUACUCCGACAUGCACGCAAAAAGGUCUAGAUGCAUCGACAGAAGUGCAUGAGAGUAUUUGUACAGCCUCAGAUGCCUCAGAAAAUGACUUUGUUGCUCCCGUAGAGGCCCAUGCAUCCACAUCAGGCUUUGGUAGCACGGUGUCAGAGAGCUUCACCUGUCCAGUGUGUUUCAGGCUGGUGGAGACGACUGAUUUAACCGUCUUCAACAAACACAUAGACCAGUGUCUCAGUGACGCCUCUAGAAAACCAAACCAAAUCGCAGUCAGUCAAUCAGAUUCUGAGUCAGAUUUGGACCUAGAGAACAACCAUACAGAAUGUGAGGUGGCGGGCAGACGGAGGGGGGAGAGUGAGGUCGAAGAGGAAGGGGCAAAGAACAGUGAAAAGAUGGAUUCAAGCAGAGCUGAACCUCAAGAAGACCAAUGCAGCUUGAAAAACAGGUCUAUGCAAAUGGAUCUGUCGAUCGACUGUGACAACGUAACUGUGACCUCGCAACGGCCUCAGUCAUGUAAUGAUAAAGGCCCCGUCCUCAUCUGCCCAAUAUGUCAAGUGACCCAGGACAACGAUGACCUCGUUAUCUUCAACCGCCACGUUGACCUCUGCCUGAACCAGGAGGUCCUACAUGAGCUGGGCGGACAGGCUUCAUGUCCCAUAAAUCCACCCGCAGUUCCAAAUUUCAAGGCCUUAGACAGAGGCCGUCUCCUGCCAGGGCAAGCAAUCAAAGGCAAAAGCAAAAGACGGGACUCGCCCUCCUCGCCUCCCUCUAAAAAAGCUAAAGGCCUCGGUCCUCGCAACACCAUCGACAAGUUCUUCAGGUGAUGGUCCACUCUCAUCUGGAGGAACUGGGAGGGUUUUCUACAGGAGACGGAAAGCAUCUCUGACCUCCUGCUUUUAUUCUUCUGGGAUGAUUGAAGUCUAAGUACGGAGUUCAUGUCUCAAACUGUCCUCCAGAUUGUCAAGCCAUACAAAAGAAAUCUUCAAGAACGCUGCUAUUAGAUGAUAUAAGAUGUUGAAUAUGUGCAGUAAUAUGCUCUAUUUUUUUAUAAGCCAUACACUUGGCAAGAAGUGAAAGAUGACAGAGACAAAUUCUGUCUGUUUUAAUCAUGGCAAAUUAAUGGAAAUAUUUAUGACCCUGUUGUCUGUCAGUGCCGGUUUCAUUGCUUUUUUUCCGUCACUCACUGAAGAGACACCUGUUUUUAUUUGAAUGUAUGCUAAAUGAAUCACAGGGAUAUUUAUUACAUGUGCUAAUGUUUUGAAUUCAUUAAGUUAUUCAUAUAUUUUCAGUAAUUUACAGUUAUAUUUAUUGUGAUUUUCAGUAAUAAUACUCAAUGUUUAAUGUUGAAUCUUUAAGAUAAGAGAAUCAAUCUAUCAUGUUAGUUGAAGUUGAAAUAAAUUACACAUCUUGUGAUGA